Molecule: messenger RNA, 1007 nt
Organism: Plodia interpunctella (Indianmeal moth)
Lineage: Eukaryota; Metazoa; Arthropoda; Insecta; Lepidoptera; Pyralidae
Exons: 4
Coding region: 478-984 (168 amino acids)
Source: RefSeq, a predicted model, not a curated record
ACGAAAUUGUUCUCUGACUGGCACACGCCUUCCUACGUCAGAAUCGAUAUAAUAUCUUUGUUUCUGAUAUAAGGGUGUUAAUACAACGCAAAGUUACAUAAGUUCCUUUGAAAAUAAUAUUUCAGUAAAGGUAUGCGAAAGAAACUCGUACGAUCAAUAAAGACAUAUACAUUCGAACAAGGAAUAUAUUGUAACAUGGGAUUCUUAAUAAAUAUAAGUGUAGAUAUUUGUGGAUAAUGGAAUUAUUUGUCAAUGAUACAUAUAGAUUGUUAAUGAUAAAACGAUCGCAAAAUAUCUUGUUAUUUAUCAACAAUAUACGAUCCGCAUCUACUAUUAUUACACGGGGAUGUUGAAUAGAAGAACCACGCAACUUAUUUGAAGAUUAAUUAAUUGGCAACACUGACAUAUUUAAAUACGCAUCAAAUAAAUCAAGAAGGCCGUGGUGUGUAUUGAAAUUAUCUUUAUCAUCAACGCACGAUGGAGAAGCAGAGAACUAAACUGAAUAACAUCGCUGCGAAGAAGUUUCUCUGCCGCUAUGAGCUCAAACUCGGGGCUAAAGUCGUCGGGACACUUAUGUGUCUGGUGAUGUUGGCGUGCAUCAUAGCCUGUAUUGUCCAAGCCCUGGGCCUGAACGACUGCAAGUCUUGUUCGUACAACUCCUGGAAGCAUGCCUACAGCCUCAGUAUCUCAGCUGCAGUCUACUGCUUCAUCCUACUUUGUGUCAACCUCUGGUUCCUUUGGGGAGUCUAUAAGGAGAAAUCAUCAGUGAUACUUAGCUGGGUGGUGAUCACAGCGGUGUGGCUGGCACAGACCAUCUGUCUCCUGAUCGUCCUCAUCAUCCAGUACUCCAGUGAGGCUGCUUUUGUGGCCUGGGUUAUUUGUUUAUGCCUUGCGAUUUUGUGUAUCGGUAUUCUUUUAUAUUGUCUGCUGGUGGGGUACGGCUACUGGCUGGAACUGAAGAACAAGGGGAAUCAAGAACAAUGAAUAUAUUUAUAUCAACCAGUACA